AACUCACUUGAAAAGUACACCAACACAGCAGUACAAAAGCUCGAGCUCGCUGGACUGUAGUCAGUGACACUCGAAGCUCUUCAUCCAUGGCGCUCCAGCUCCUCCCCUCCACUCUCUCCGUCCCCAAGAAGGGCAGCAGCUUGGGCGCCGCGGCCAAGGAAACGGCGUCGUUCGUCGGCGUGAGCCGGAAAGCACCAUUGUCACUGGCGGUCAGGACACGCGUCGCAACUGCGCCGCCACCGGUGUCAACCCCUGCCCAAGGCGCAACCACGUCGUCACCGGGCGCCAAGAAGACGCUGCGCCAGGGCGUGGUAGUAAUCACCGGCGCGUCGUCCGGCCUAGGCCUGGCGGCAGCCAAGGCGCUGUCCGAAACAGGGAAAUGGCACGUGGUGAUGGCGUGCCGGGACUUUCUCAAAGCCUCCAAGGCCGCCAAGUCGGCCGGCAUGGCCACCGGCAGCUACACCGUCAUGCACCUGGACCUGGCAUCCCUGGACAGCGUGCGUCAAUUCGUCGAGCACUUCCGGCGCACGGGCAUGCCGCUCGACGCGCUCGUCUGCAACGCCGCCAUCUACCGCCCGACAGCCUCCACGCCCACAUUCACCGCCGACGGGGUCGAGAUGAGCGUCGGCGUCAACCACCUGGGCCACUUCCUCCUGGCCCGGCUCCUCAUGGACGACCUCAAAUCCUCCGACUACCCGUCCCGCCGCCUCGUCAUCGUCGGCUCCAUCACCGGCAACGACAACACGCUCGCCGGCAACGUGCCUCCCAAAGCCGACCUCGGCGACCUCCGCGGCCUCGCCGGCGGCCUCUCGGGCUCCUCCUCGGGCUCCGCCAUGAUCGACGGCAGCGCGAGCUUCGACGGCGCCAAAGCCUACAAGGACAGCAAGGUCUGCAACAUGCUGACGAUGCAGGAGUUCCACCGGCGGUACCACGAGGAGACCGGGAUCACCUUCGCGUCGCUCUACCCCGGGUGUAUCGCGACCACGGGGCUUUUCCGGGAGCAUGUGCCUCUGUUCCGGGCAUUGUUUCCGGCGUUCCAGAGGUUCAUCACGAAAGGGUUCGUGUCGGAGGCCGAGUCCGGGAAGCGGCUGGCGCAGGUGGUGGCGGAGCCGAGCUUGACGAAGUCUGGGGUUUAUUGGAGCUGGAACAAGGACUCGGCGUCGUUCGAGAACCAGUUGUCCAAGGAGGCUAGUGACCCCGAGAAGGCACGCAAGGUGUGGGAGCUCAGCGAGAAGCUCGUCGGCCUCGCGUGAUUGACCGGCCGGGGAUGAAGAAGAUCGAUGGAUUUGUGGUUUCUAAAUUUGUCGCACCGGUUUCAACACAUUUGGUAAUUAAGGUUUUAAAAAAAUUAGGAACUCAAUGACACGCUUGUACGAGUGUGUCCGCGACAGAGCAUGCAGUCUCGCGCGUGAGUGAAAGAGAAAGAUGUACUGUACAAUUUUUCGGCACCAUGGAAUAAAACUGCAGGUCCUGCCUUCUUUAAUGAA
This is a messenger RNA of Brachypodium distachyon (stiff brome), 1487 nucleotides long. RefSeq names its product protochlorophyllide reductase. The transcript is spliced from 2 exons. Bases 87 to 1253 code for a protein of 388 amino acids. NCBI's taxonomy places the organism in Eukaryota, Viridiplantae, Streptophyta, Magnoliopsida, Poales, Poaceae. Gene Ontology annotation, molecular function: protochlorophyllide reductase activity. The record is from RefSeq and is a predicted model, not a curated record.